UCAGACCCAUUUUUUCUAUAAAAUUCUUCAACUUUCAUCACUAUUUGUCUGUUUGGCUGUCACUGUAGAUUGAAUUAUAAGAAACCCAGUCCAAGAAUUAAGCUUUAAGAAAGAUGAGAGCUUGGUGAAAAUUUUUCGGUAUUGAUUUCAAGUUGAUGUGACAAUGUUGCCUGUUUGCUCGGCCACCUCAAACUGUGCUUCUCUUUCUCAGAUUUCAUUACAUGGACUGCGAUCGUUGUCUCCACUCCAGAAGGACUUUGAGCUCAGAUGUAUUGUGGAAGACAGUGUUUUCUUAGGCUUGCCAAAUGGAAAUCAAUCCCGUGGAGAAAUCUUUAAAACACAAGCUAUAAAGUCUUUCUACUCUAACAGUCACUCCUGCCUUACAAAAUCAGAUUAUUUGGGAUGCAAGAUUUCAAACGUCUGGAGUUCUUCAAUUGGAACAAUAAAUGAGCGAUGCCUCUUAGGAAGGGUUGAAGUGAAUUAUAUAGAGAAUUCUAGCACAGCUGCAGUGGAAGAGGAAUUCAUGGACUUGAUGGAGCAGUCACCUCAAAAUUCAAACAUUUUACUGGGACCUGUAGAACCUGAAACCAUAUCAACUACUGAAAUGACACCAGAGUAUUCAACCUCUGUAUCUGACUCUCUAGACAUGAAUAACGAUACAUUGUUAAAUUCGAAAACAAGUAUUGAUGAUUUCCUGGCUGGUGUUAAUAAGUCCUUAAGUGUUUCAGUAAAUAAGGGAGAAAAUGUUGUGAAAAGCUCUCUAGAUGCAAUUACUUCAUCAAUCACAUCUAUCACUAAAAGGUCUACUGCUGCAGUGGAUAAUGCCAUUAGUGGAGUUUUUUCAACUGCUGAUCAAGGCAGAGAAUUGGCUGGUAAUAGAUUAACAAGCUUUUCAAGUGACUUGAAGGAAGCUGCAAGUAAAGCAUCUGUUGUUGCUGUUGAUGUAUUGAGGCGUACAAUUGUGGCAGUGGAGGAUUCUUUGACAAAUGGGACUUCCUUUAUCGUUUAUUCUUAUGGGUCUGCUAAGGAGAUGCUUCCUCCAAACAUUAGGGAUACUCUGAAUUUGUCUGAAGAGAGAGCAAUAGAACUCUUGAGGCCAGUCAGGACGGCUUUUCAACAGGUUUAUAUUGCUAUUGAGGGGCUGGAGAAAAAUUUAGGUUUGGAUCCUUCGGAUCCAAUUGUUCCAUUUGUUCUUUUACUUGGCACCUCAACCACUUUAUGGGUUUUUUAUUGGGUGUGGACAUACAGUGGUUACUCAGGAGAUUUAUCUCCUAAAGUAACUUUGGAGGUCUUGACUGGGAAGGAGAAUGCUGUACUCAUUGAUGUCCGGCCUGAGGUUCUAAGAGAACGAGAUGGUAUACCUGAUCUUCGACGUGCAGCUCGGUUUCGUUAUGCUAGUGUAGCUCUUCCUGAGGUUGAUGACUCUGUAAGGAAGUUAUUAAAGAGUGGAAGAGAACUGGAUGACACCUUAAUUGCUGCUGUCAUUCGAAAUUUGAAGAUUGUUCAGGACAGGUCCAAGGUCAUAGUCAUUGAUGCUGAUGGUACUCGCUCCAAAGGCAUUGCAAGGUCCUUGAGAAAUCUUGGGAUUAAGAAACCAUACUUGGUCCAAGGUGGCUUUCAAUCUUGGGUAAAGCAGGGUCUCCGUGUUAAGGAUCUCAAACCAGAGACGACACUUGCUGUACUCAAUGAGGAAGCUGAGGCAAUCCUGGAGGAAAUCCGUCCUUCUCCAGUGCAAGUUCUUGGGUUUGGUGUGGGUUCCAUUGUGGCACUUUAUGCAACACUAGAGUGGGAGAAGACACUACAACUUAUAGGCAUUGUUGGCUUGGGUCAGACCAUCUUUCGGCGGGUUGCUUCUUAUGAGGGCCCUGAAGAUUUUAAGCAAGAUGUGAGGCUGCUGCUUGCUCCUGUCAGAGUUGGAGCUCAAGCAUUUUCAUGGGCUGCUGGAAAAUUGGAAACAAACCGCAUUGGACUACCAACAUCCCCUUCAUCCUUAGAUGUUCAAAACCGGGUCUUGCAGGCUGCUGCAAAGCAUGGAUCUCAACCACCUGAUACCGAAGGUAUCCAAGAGCCAUCUCCUGAAUCAACAAUUCCUGUUACUGAGAAUGUAGAUCUAUCGGAAGCAUAAGGUUGAGAUGGUUCUUGUACAGUACAUCAAUUCGAGCCUCACAUUCAAACGCAAGAAUUGAGCUGAGUUGUAUUAUCAGUGAAUCCAAGUUAACUUCAGUGACUGGAUAGAGUUAUUAAUAACCAGUAAUUGCAUAUUGACUUCUUUUGUGAAAUUUAAGGUGACCUUGUACAUUUCAUUGUCAGUGAAGCAAGUUUUUGACAUUUCAUUAACUUGGCUGCAUUCCAGACAGAUAAACUAUACUUUAAAAGCAAGCACCAACUUUCUUAAAUGCUAAGGUGGUUUUCUAACC
Molecule: messenger RNA, 2417 nt
Organism: Quercus lobata
Lineage: Eukaryota; Viridiplantae; Streptophyta; Magnoliopsida; Fagales; Fagaceae
Exons: 14
Coding region: 164-2125 (653 amino acids)
Biological process (GO): de-etiolation; cellular response to calcium ion; regulation of stomatal closure
Source: RefSeq, a predicted model, not a curated record